Molecule: messenger RNA, 1015 nt
Organism: Dentiscutata heterogama
Lineage: Eukaryota; Fungi; Glomeromycota; Glomeromycetes; Diversisporales; Gigasporaceae
Source: the annotation of a GenBank genome assembly
AUGAAAAUAAUCGAUUCCCGCUAUGUUGGUUCCUUUUUUUUCCUAGUGUUAUUUGGUGGUGUGCUUUUUAGCUUUACGACCCUGAGCCUUUCAAAGUUUCCAUCACCAGUUAAUGAUACUUUUACAGGCUUUCAAACGUGGCAUCCUGAAAUUAAAAAUUUUGACGUAGAAACAUGGUUUUCGAUGGUCCUUUUUACUGGCAUAUUACAAUUAGCUACUGGAGCAUUUAUGCUAAUAUGGGCCUUUAAAUACGAGACUAUUCUUAUCUUCAUGUUUAAUGGCGAAAGAACUUCUACAGUUCUCUUUAAUAAAAUAAUUGGUGGUUUUGCUAUCAUAACUUCCAUAGUUGCGUUCGCCUUGAUUUACCUUGAUGCUGGAAAAAUCUGGACUCCGAUUGGCGUGGUGCAUAAUUAUGCUGAAGUUUUUAUGUUGUUACUUUUACACCAAGGAGGAAAUCUUGCUUCAAGCAAUAAUGUUAUUUUCUAUAGUUUGCUUUACAUAUUAGUAGUUGAAGGUACAACUAUUUUAUUAGGAUGGCCUUAUGAUGCUUUCUUUUUUAAAUUUCAAGGCCUUGCUAUUGAUUGGGCUCUUUUCAUCCAAUUUAUGAGAGUAUACAAUUUAACAAAAAAAAAUUAUAUAGAAGGUUAUAUUAGUUUACCUCAACAUACCUCCGAUGAUGAAAGGGAAUCAGAAGAACAUGAUCAUCGACCAAAUAAUGUUCGUCCUAAGAAGGAUUGCCAUCUUGGCCAUGUGUCUUUAUUGCCUUUAGCAGCGUUCUGGCAUAUAGCGGGAAAUGUUUUAAAUACUAUCUUCGUAAAUGAAGCACUUCCGAACUAUUUAUUUAGCUUCAGUUACGGCUUCAUGUUUGCUUCAUUCGCUUUCUUCGUAUAUUUGGAUACCCACUUGAAACCAAAUAAACCAAAUAAACCUAUUUUCUUACCUGAUUCCUCUACUCCAAGCGUUGUUUUAGUUACAAUUGCUUCUGUAACGCUUUCACUUUUAUCUCUUAGGCUUG